Messenger RNA from Xylona heveae TC161, 1964 nucleotides. RefSeq lists its product as hypothetical. Gene Ontology annotation, biological process: SCF-dependent proteasomal ubiquitin-dependent protein catabolic process. Bases 163 to 1728 code for a protein of 521 amino acids. NCBI's taxonomy places the organism in Eukaryota, Fungi, Ascomycota, Xylonomycetes, Xylonales, Xylonaceae. Gene Ontology annotation, molecular function: protein binding. Gene Ontology annotation, cellular component: SCF ubiquitin ligase complex. The transcript has 2 exons. The record is from RefSeq and is a predicted model, not a curated record.
ACAAUGGUCAUGUUGAUUACGAGGAUGGCGAGCGGCAUAUCAUUAUUUAAAUCACAGCUGCUUUUUUUGAAUCACUAAAUAUCUGUUGUAUAAUACAUUCAUGAUUACUUUAUUAUAUAUACUUUUUCCCCACCGCCACCUGAUCUUGAGAUCCAUGCUAUAAUGGACGGCGAGUCCAAUCCUGAGCUCGAGUCUUUCCGUCAGAAAUGGCGCGACGAAGUCUCAGCUCGUACUAGACAAACAGGAGGCAGAAGAGGUCAGACUGCUAUUACAAGAAAUCAAAAUUUUCCGGCAGCGGAAACCUUUGCGAGUUCAUCUGCAUCCCGAUCGGGACCAAGGAUACCGCCUCUUCCCACCGAGAACCGCGACUAUGCCAACGAAAAGGGCGAAGACGAGGUGGAUCCUAAAGCAUACCAUGACUUGGAAGUUAAAAGACAGGGUGGGAGAAAGCUUUCGGAUGCUGGCAAGAGGAUCCAAGAAAAUUGGCAACCGCAAUCUGCCUUGGAGCACUAUGAAAAGGCUGUUGAAAGAGAAACACAGGGUGUCCUUGGAGAUAGUUUGAGCUUGUAUAGAAAGGCGUUCAGACUUGAUUCGAGCGUCGAUAAAGCCUACAAGAAUAAACAUUUCCCACCGUCGGCUUUCCCGCCAAAGCCGGCCAACAAAGCAUCAUCGACGCCCACUGCCGCCGCGGCAGUGCCACGCGCCGCUCAGGAUUCGACUCACGGCCUUCCUGCAUCGAUCUCAGAGCUCAUCUCGGGAUUUUCUGGCCUCUCGAUACCCGCAGAGCCACCACCAACUGACGCCUCACCUCCCCCACCUUGCCCGAUUGCAGCCAUACCUGAAGAAGUGCUGGUGGAAAUACUUGUCCACGCUGCUGUGACUGAUGUUGCAACACUUUCAAUGCUAGCACGAGUGUGCAAACGAUUAGCUUACCUGGUUGGCACCGAAGAGCGCAUUUGGAAACGCGUAUGUUGUGGAGACAAAUUUGGGUUUCCCGCGAUGCAUUACGACUGGCAGUGCACUAUCCUCGGUGAACCUUACAUCGGUGAGGGCGACCAAUUACUUGGUCCCGGAGAUUUCCCGGAAAAACACGAUGGUACGGGCUUUGUAGGAACGGAUCCGCUUACGCUUUCGCUGCUCCACGAGACUUAUGCUUCUUCCUGGAGACUUAUGUUCCGUUCUCGGCCACGUAUACGGUUUAAUGGAUGCUAUAUUAGCACUGUGAACUAUCUUCGCCCUGGUUCAGCGUCACCAAUGCAAUUAACCUGGAACACCCCUAUUCAUAUUGUUACCUACUAUCGGUAUUUGCGAUUUUUCCGUGAUGGGACGGCAAUCAGCCUCCUUACCACUGCAGAGCCAAUUGAUGUUGUUCAUCACUUAGUGAAAGAAAACCUACAUAAAAAUCACACUGGUAACUUGCCUUCGGCUGUGAUGAAACCAGCCCUUCGAGGCCGUUGGAGACUUUCUGGACCUGCCAGCAAGUCUUCCACCGAAGAGGAAGAAGAGGAGGGUGAUUUGCAUGUCGAGACAGAAGGUGUCGAUCCCAAAUACAUGUACAGAAUGCAAUUUGCAAUGCGCAGCGGUGGGCGCGGGGCUCGAAACAAUAAGCUGGCCUGGAAAGGCUAUUGGAGUUAUAACAGGCUGACGGAUGACUGGGGCGAAUUUGGAUUGCGCAAUGAUCGUGCGUAUGUUUGGAGCAGGGUCAAAAGCUAUGGCAUGGGAUAUUAGUAGCUCUGGCGCGCAAAAGCUUCUUACGCCAUGGUUCGCGAUAAAUAUGAAGGUACAUGAAUUGGGAUCGUAAAUGACGAUUAUUUAUUCCUGUACAUAUCUGCAAUACAUUUUGAGCAAAUUCUAUGCGGAUAAACUCAAAGAGUGCCUUGCUCCCUCGGCCUCACAGGUUAUGAAUGUGGCUGGGCUAGUUAUCAUCUCGGGGCCAAUGAAAUCAUAACGUUUGAAGGCGGUGA